CCCAUAAGCAAGCAUUCGUAUCUUUGGACUACAACUUCCAUCAUUCUCCGUUAGUUCCGUGAUUAUUGAACGUUCUAGGCACUUGCAGGAUUGAAACGAUUUAACAGGAAAAGCCAACACAUUUUAUAAAAAUGAUUUGGUUUGAAGGCUCUAUUCCAGCAGCCAUCAUCUCCGCCAAACAACAGAGCUCCAUCUUCGUCGUCGUAAUAACAGGUAUUGUCUUGUAGAUUAGCCAGCGCAGAUUUGCUGCUAGCAAAGCUAACGUUAACCAGUUGAAUGAUUCGCCAUAGGUAGCGAAGCAAACUGUGUCAAGCUCGGGAGAGCAAACGAGCCCUGUCAUUGUCAGCUAUUUAGCUAGCUAGCUAUACAUGUCGACAACAUUACACUCGAGCUGUCGAUGUAGCCGAUGCUAGCUUGUCAAAACGAAAAGGAAUGACAGCUGUCAAAUCUCAGCUAACUAACGUUAGUUAAUGCGAUGUAAUUAGCUAGCUCUGGCUAGCUUCCUGGUACUAGUGUUAGCCGCAAGUUGACAACAAACUGUCUGACUGGCUAGCUAACUAGUCGCAAUUAUUCUGGAUGGCGACUGUCACCACCAACACUAGCGGACUAAACUCCUUCCUUCACCAUGGAGUGGAGUUUAGUCCGCUACACCAACACCACAGACGUGUGUUGUGCGGGAACAGGGCAUUGAGUGAUGUAGGACGAGUGAUUCACCACUUCUGAAUCUGACAUUCUUGCUCUCUACUAGGCGACGAUGAGGUGUCAGCACAAAUGAUGUCCAGUUGGGAGGACGACAGAGUGGCCGAGGCCUCCCAUAACUGCUGUGUUGCAAUCAAGGUUGAUUCCAAGAGGUAGCCUUUAUAAUGGAAUCCUCCUACACUUGUGUGGAUAUGAUGUACUCUUUCCGUACAGUACUAUCAAAAUGGAAAUACUAACAUAAAUAUGAUGCAUCUUAUGUUUAAUGUUUUUCUUUUCUUGCAGCGAGACAUGCACUCAGUUCUCCCAAAUCUGUAUCCUUCCUCGCCAAAGGGUUCUUAUCACCCCUAGAGUUAGACUGUUGUGUUUGUGAUCCCUCAGGCUUUAUUUCCUUUAGAACAAGAUGUUGCGUCUCUUCUGAAACAUGUUUGAUUAUUCACCAAGCUUUGUCUUUCAGACAUUCUAGAUCAUGCAAUCAAGUCCAAUCCCAUUUUAUUAUUAUUAUUAUUAUUAUUAUUAUUGUGAGUAUGGUUGGUUUGUCUUUAACUUUCUGAAAAAGACCCGGUGGUGUGCAUCCCGUCCAGUUUCUUUAUCGGAGAGAAUGGAAUCCCCCUGGAAGUUGUUGCCGGGAGUGUCUCUGCAGAGGAACUCAUGAAAAGAAUCGACAAAGUCAAACAGGUAUGAUAGCCAUUACAAAACAGAAAAUACUUAAACAACAGCAGUAAAUGGUCUUCAAGAGCACUGAGAUAGAUGUACGGUAGAGGGUAUCUAGUUUGGCUGACACCUGCUCUCGAAGUCUCCAGCUCGCUGUGUAGUCACGUGGGUCGUGCGUCAGCCAGGCUAGAGGGUGGCACACUUAACAUGCAUUUCUUGUGCCUUACAGAUGCACGCUCAGCAGAUAACAGGUGAGGGAGCGGAUGCAGGGGCUCCCAUGGAGGCUUGCCCCCGAGCCACGGUAGCCUCAGAGCCAGCCCCAGCACAGCCCCCCUCAUCCCCACAGGAGCUCCAGCCUAGCCACACACCACGAGCAGACACAGACAGUGCAGCAGCACCAGUACCAGCAACGUCUAAAGGUGUGUUUGUGUGAGGGGCCACUAUGGAAUGUUGAUGAAAAGUAAUUCUACUGAAAAGCAAUGCCACAAAAUACAAGUACUUGCGCUAUAUGUAAAUGCAUGUCUGUGCAUGUUAUUUGAUAUGUGUCCUGUUAAUUGAGAUAUUGAAAUUGAGACACUGUCAUGAUUGCUGAUAAUGAUUGCUUUGAUCUGCCUGUGGUCCUACCCAGAAGCCCUGUCCAGGCCAGCAGAAGAAGGCGGCCCCUCAGCCUCGGAGGUUGUGACCCUUGGGGAUGACAGGAGUGCAUCAUCAGACGACGUGUCAACCAGCUCUCAGCCUGACGAAGGCCUCGAUGCCAAGGUGGAGAGGUAGGAACUACACACACACACACACACGACGGAGGUGGGAUAAAGGUUUGAAACAUGCUUUAUCUUUUCAAACUGAAACCUUUCCUUCUGUAGGUUAACAAAGAAACUGGAGGAAAGACGGGAGCAGAAAAGGAAAGGAGAGGAGGAGGUAAAUAAUAACUGUAGACAUUGGUGUCCCAUACUGACACCUCAGCACAAGUUUGAGCUCUUUUAAUACUAUAUAAUGCAAAUGUUGCCUAUACAUAGUAAGAACCGCCGGGCCUUUCAGCCUAUAAGUAUCCGCUAGAGAAUGUUGUUGGGCAACGUUAUUAGCAUACGCCUGGCCUCGUUGGAACCCCCUUCCAGCCAAUGACGGGUCAACAUUCUAACAGUCUAAUAAAUAAAUGUCAUAUAUGCUAUGUGAAGAAUAAUCAUUUGGUUGCGUUUAUGAAGGUCUUAGGUAACAUUAGAAUAUGAAAAAAAACAAUUAUUUCAAAGAACAUAAUAGCAUUUUCAUUAGUUUGCUACUCUAGGCUAUAAGUAAAAAUGAAAAACCACUAGUUCAAGAGUUAAAUCAAUCCAUCACAAAGAAAACCAACAUCAUUUUUUUUGGCAGGCCUAAAAAACAUUGUGGAAAUAAGAACAUUUAUAUAAAAAUAGAACAGAAUAGCAUAUAUUUUACGUUUAUUAUGUUACUAGUCUUUGCAGCCUGAGCAAUGAUGCCGCAUGGACAGCGCAGUUAUUCUUUGAAAAAGUAAUAUUUGGAAAUGGAGCUUCACCUCUUGAAUUUUGAGUUAUUUGACAAAGGUAAGUGUUAUAGAAACUGUAGAAUAUGCUAUUUCUGUUACUAUCAGAGUUUUACCUGCAUGUGACUGAAGGAGGAUUUGAUAAAGUGGUGCUCCUUUCCCUGCCUCUGUUAAUUCCAAGCUGCGCCCAUCUCUUCAUGUACAAUUUGACAACUGAUAAUAUUGUCACUCAUCAAGACUAUUGUCAAUUUAAUCUUGUCUUUAGGCUAACUCUUAUGUGUGAAAUUAGUUUCUGUAUAGUUUAGGUGUAGUUUCGAUAGGCCAGCUGUGCAGGCUGGCUGGCAUCGUUCACUUCCCCUUGCUCAUAAACUCUGACAGAGUCAAGGAUACUGUAUGUUUUGCAUUAUUCUAAAGGCCUAUUGCAACACGUAGCUUGUUUUUGUUUCACUUACGAUAAAUUUGAUUAGUAAUAGAGUUAUAGUAAAUAAUUCAGUCCACUAACAGCUUUUUUUUAACAAAGUAAAACGUAAAAGAGAAUAUCUACCAGCAAGGCUAGGGUGAAAUGAUUUGCUAUAAACAUGAGCGCUGACGUUGAUAAAUAGGCAUAACACAAAUGGAAAGAAUGAAUAUAAAUAUUCAUGACAAAAUAUGAAAACUAGUCAUUUAUUGAUUGUAUUGGACUCUGUAUUGUGCCCUAACCGUGCCUUUACGCAUCAAUCAAUCUAGUCUUCUCUUCUCUAUGCUCCCGAUUUCAGUCACAAUGGCUACAAUUCUUCAUCAUCAUUACACUAAAUGAAAUCACCCUCCUUACCAUUCAGUUAGGCCUAAUUUAAAUUCAAUUGUGAAGUAACAUGCACAAUUAUCAGUUUCUAUCGACCAUUCAUUCAUUUAGCCUACGUCAUUCAUUCAGUGAGGAGAGACACAUACAUUAGCACAUGGCUGGGUACCAAUGUCUUACAGCACAUUUGUCCUGACCUGUUAAGGUAGGAAUAGGUGUGGGGGUGGAAAAUUGGUAGAAAAACCCCUAAAUACUUUACUGUUUGUGAUUUUAAAAUUCUGACAACUGAGCAAUGUAGAAGACAAACAUUUAAAGAAAAGUCAGGGAAAGAGCAGGACUUUUUGGCCGAUUCUUUUUACUUACAAAAUCAAACGUCAGUGGCCGUUGGCCUAUGGCAGUUCUGGUGUUAAUGCUUGUGUGCACCUGUAUCUAUUUCUGUGUGAUGAUGGUCAGGGUGAAAUAAAGAAGGAGAUGGAGAGAAGGAAGAUGGGGAAGGAGAUGCUUGACUUCAAGAGGAAGAACGAGGAUGAGAAGACCAAACGCAUUAUGGAUGAGAGGAACAGGGAUAAGGCAGAGGAGAAGGCUGCCAGGGAGCGUGUCAAAGCACAGAUCGCCCUGGUAAACAAACACAUCACACUUUCACUCCUCAACUAAUCCCUUGUUGGGCCUCUCUGAUUGAACUUUCACUCAUAACUCCCUCUAGUGGCCUGAGUGAGCGCUGCAGGGUUUGUUGAUGAAAUAGCCAUUGUUUGUUGUGGUGUGGGAGGAGGUGAGUGGCUGGCUGAUGCAUCUUUGUCCCCACAGGACCGCGCUGACAGAGCUGCCCGCUAUGCCAACAACAAGGAGGAGGUGGAGGCAGCCCGGCUGGCAGCACUGCAGGCCAGACAGGCAGAGGCAGAUGCCAAGAAGGAGAACACACAAAGGGAGAGGAGGUAUGGAGCUAUUCUAGUCACAGGGCUGGGGUGGAAGUUAUAUAUCCAUGAGGAAGUUUUAAAGCAGUCACUUUAAAUAAAUAAAAUGUUUAAACACCCCAAUAAGUUUUAUAUUAUAUGUCACUACUAAUGUAAUUAUAGAUUGGCAUCAAAAAACUGUGUUAUUGUCCUCCAGCACCAUAGCCAGAAUACAGUUCCGUCUGCCAGAUGGUUCUUUCUUCACCAACCAGUUCCCCUCAGAGGCCAGACUGCAGGAGGCUCGGCAGUUCGCUGUCAAUGUAAGAUACUUUUUCUAACUCAAUAUAAUUUAAGAGUUGGACAAGUGACUAUUAAGAACAUGUUCAUCCUCUCUUUGGUGGAGUAUGAUAUUAAAUACCAUAAUGCUGGCUGUCACUUAAGAGUUUAUAUUUCUCCUCUCAGGAAGUGGGAAAUAGGUAUGGCAACUUCGCCCUGGCGACCGUGUUCCCUCGCAGAGAGUUUACGGCUGACGACCUGGACAAGACCCUACUGGAGCUUGAGCUGGCCCCCAGUGCCUCUAUAGUGCUGCUGCCUGUGAGUGAGCUCCCCAUUUCUCUAUGUAAACUUCUGCUGAUAGAAUUCACAACAAGACAGUGUCAUAGAAUCGCUCCACAGUUAUCUUUAGGCUUCUUAGGUUUCUUUGUGUACAGUGCAUUCGGAAAGUAUUAAGACCCCUUGACUUUUUCCACAUUUUGUUACGUUACAGCCUUAUUCUAAAAUUGAUGAAAUUGUUUUUUUCCCCUCAUCAAUCUACAAACAAUACCCCAUAAUGACAGAGCAAAAACAGUUUUUUUGUUGAAAUUUUUGCUAAUUUAUUAAAAGUAAAAACAAAUAUUUACAUAAGUAUUCAGACCCUUUACUCAGUACUUUGUUGAAGCACCUUUGGCAGCGAUUACAGGCUAGAGUCUUCUUAGGUAUAACGCUACAAGCUUGGCACACCUGUAUUUGGGGAGUUUCUCCCAUUCUUCUCUGCAGAUCCUUUCAAGCUCUGUCAGGUUGGAUGGGGAGUGUCGCUGCACAGCUAUUUUCAGGUCUCUCCAGAGAUGUUAGAUCGGGUUCAAGUCCGGGCUCUGGCUGGCCCACUCAAGGACAUUCAGAGACUUAUCCCGAAGCCACUCCUGCCUUGUCUUGGCUGUGUGCUUAGGGUCGUUGUCCUGUUGGAAGGUGAACCUUCGCCGUAGGGAUGGUGCCAGGUUUCCUCCGAUCGUGAAGCUUGGCAUUCAGGCCAAAGAGUUCAAUCUUGGUUUCAUCAGACCAGAGAAUCUUGUUUCUCAUGGUCUGAGAGUCCUUUAGGUGCCUUUUGGCAAACUCCAACGGGCUGUCAUGUGCCUUUUACUGAGGAGCGGCUUCCGUCUGGCCACUCUACCAUAAAGGCCUGAUUGGUGUAGUGCUGCAGAGAUGGUUGUCCUUCUGGAAGGUUCUCCCAUCUCCACAGAGGAACUCUGAAGCUCUGUCAGAGUGACCAUUGGGUUCUUGGUCACCUCCCUGACCAAGGCCCUUCUCCCCCUAUUGCUCAGUUUGGCCGGGCGGCCAGCUCUAGGAAUAGUCUUGGUGGUUCCAAACUUCUUCAAUUUAAGAAUUAUGGAGGCCACUGUGUUCUUGGGGACCUUCAAUGCUGCAGAAAUGUUUUCGACACAAUCCUGUCUCGGAGCUCUACGGACAAUUCCUUCGACCUCAUAGCUUGGUUUUUGCUCUGACAUGCACUGUCAACUGUGGGACCUUACAUAGACAGGUGUGUGCCUUUCCAAAUAAUGUCAAAUUAAUUGAAUUGACCACAGGUGGACCAAUCAGGUUGUAGAAACAUCUUAAGGAUGAUCAAUGGAAACAGGAUGCACCUGAGCUCAAUUUCGAGUCUCAUAGCAAAGGGUCUGAAUACUUAUGUAAAUAAGGUAUUUCUGUUUUUUAUUUGUAAUAAAUUUGCAAAUAUUUCUACAAACCUCUUUUCGCUUUGUCAUAUGAGGUAUUGUGUGUAGAUUGAUGAGGGGAAAAAUUUAUUUUAUAUAUUUUAGAAUAAGGCUGUAACGUAACAAAAUGUGGAAAAGGGGAAGAGGUCUGAAUACUUUCCGACUGCUUUAUCUAGUUUGUUUUGGGGACUUUUUGCUUGUUUUCCCAGUAGAAUGAGAGCAUUGAGAAUAAAAUGUGUUUUAUAUAAUUCUAACCCCUUCCAGCAAACGGGACGGCCAAACAACAUGGUAGUGCAGUCGACCUCUGGAGGGGGUAUCUGGGCUGUGCUGGGUACUAUCCUCUACCCUCUGCUGGCUGUGUGGAGGUUCCUGAGUGGCUUCCUCUUCACCAGCCCACCUAUCCCUGGAGCAGCAGGCCCCAGAGGCCCAGCCCAACAGCCCAACACUGCCUCUGCCUCCUCAUCCUCAUCUGGUCAACCAAAAAGGUGAGGCCCCAUCCAGCAGACUCUUCUAUGUAGUCAUUGUGUACAGGCAUAUUUUUAGGAGUAGCUGAGAUUGUUGUGAUGGUACAUUAUGGUUAGGAGUUCAAGUGACAAAAUGUUGCCAGAUUGUUACAAUGUAAUUGAAUGGUUAAGCUGGUCUACUGGUUCAGGUUAAUCCUUGUCAGAGGUCAUAACAGCCACCUUUAACAUGAAUUGUUGUUGUAACCAGAGUGCAAAGAAUUCCGAGAAUUAAUUUAGGGGUUUGAUUGAGCGGCGUGGUUAUGUAAGAUUGGGUGUUCUAAAGCCUAGUUGGGUUAUUUCACAUCCAUUUCCACUUUCUCAGAGAAACCCUUCGCAAACGCACACGGGAGAAGCAACCAGCAGACUUCAAACAAGACGGAAAAAUCCACAGGCUACGGAAUCACGAGGACAGUGAGGAUGAGAAUAACACUUGGAACGGCAACUCUACCCAGCAGAUGUAGUGCAAUAACACUGUCUCAAUCUCUCCUCCCUCUCUUCUCUCUCUCUCUCUCUCUCUCUCUCUCUCUCUCUCGCUCUCGCUCUCUGACCUGGUGAGUUUCCUGAGUGCGUGUCGGUCGGUCUAAUGGAGGAUAAUGCUGAUAUUAGGGCUAUGAUGUUUCUGUUAUGUUUCUCUUGUCCAAGCCUGUACUCUGCUCCUCCCUUGCAUGGGUAGAUGUAAUCAAGUUAACCUCCUGACCGUUGGGCUUGAACAGAGAUGAUCCCCUUUUGUGUUGAAACUGUUAUUUGAUUCAUUCAGCCUCUUAGAAUACAACCAGCCAGGGAAUCCUUCAAUAUUCUGACAUGUCUACUGUACUGUGUGAUGAAGGGUUGAGAUAGGGGGGUUGAUUGAAUAGGGGUGUUGAUUGAAGUCCUUGUCUAAAGGAUAUGUUGACAGCUGCAUUAUUAAGAAGCUUUGUGUUUUAUUUAAGUCAGUAACCCAGAUGACAAAACUCUUUAAUGAAAAUGUCUGAUAUGAGGGCUCUCUCUAGUCUGGUGGAAGGGGCUAUGUGUGUAGCUGUGUGUUUUAUACCAAGGCUGUGGCCCCCUUGGCAUAAACUGCCUCCUUCGGCAGUAGCAUGGGUUGUUUCUACUACUAGUUCAACAUGGGAAACCACUGUACCGCUCUCAUUUAACUAUGGGAAUAAAAAUACAUGUUUUUCAAUAAACAAGCUUUUGGCUGACUCUAUA
This is a messenger RNA of Coregonus sp. 'balchen', 8165 nucleotides long. The record is from the annotation of a GenBank genome assembly. NCBI's taxonomy places the organism in Eukaryota, Metazoa, Chordata, Actinopteri, Salmoniformes, Salmonidae.